This is a messenger RNA of Acanthoscelides obtectus, 1082 nucleotides long. The record is from the annotation of a GenBank genome assembly. Lineage: Eukaryota; Metazoa; Arthropoda; Insecta; Coleoptera; Chrysomelidae.
CAAAAAAUGGCCGCUGACAACCACACAAGUCACCGUGUCGCCAUUGAAUAGCAUGGAAUUAAACCUUCUUCAGUGUAUAUGUUUUGUUUUGUGCGUGUUGUGAGUUCACACUUCACAGAGAAAACUUGUGGAUACAACUGGAAAAAACAGUGGAUACAUAUAUCCUAUAUAUUAAGAUUAACUGCAGAAAAUAUCUAUGCUUCUAAACACUAAAGGAUUGCUUUUACCCACUUUACUUUUGGGAUUGUUUCGAAGAUACUCUGCAACAGUAACUGCCAAAGAUAUGUCAGAAGAUAUCUUGCUGAGUGGUACAAAUUCCUAUUGCAGUGGAGAACACUCGGUGGCUUAUGUCACUGCUCCUUCACAAGAAGUAGCUAAGAAAAUCGCCCAUGGCAUAGUGGAAAAAAAGCUAGCUGCUUGUGUUAAUAUUGUCCCAGGUAUAACAUCUGUAUACGAAUGGGAAAACAAAAUUAAUGAAGAUUCAGAGGUCCUGAUGAUGAUCAAGACGAGGACGUCUAAAGUGAAUCAAUUAACAGAGUUUGUGAAGGCAAAUCAUCCAUAUACUGUAUGCGAAGUUAUAUCACUUCCAAUCCAAAAUGGAAAUCCUGCAUAUCUAAAGUGGAUUAAUGAUGUUGUUCCAUCAACAUAAACUUUUGAAACUGUUAAAUAGAACUCUCAUUCAUGUAGUCGCAAUCAUAUAAAUAAUUUGCAAAUCCAACAAUAAAAAAAUGAAAUGUGUUAGUCUAUAUUUGUUAUUAUAUUCUCAGCACAUUACAGUUUAUGGCUUGACACUUUUGCAUCUCAGUUUAUCCAGCGGUUAUGUUGUUUGGAGUGAAUUACCUUUUUAUUUACACAUACAAAUCUAAAAGAGAAAAUGACUGGCUGUAUAGUUCUACACAUUAAGUUGCUUAAACCAUUGUUUAUUUUAAUUUCCACUGUGAAAGAGAUAGAUUUACCGGAUACCAAUAUAUUAGUUAUUAUUGUAUUCAGUCAUUCAUUUCUGUCGGUCAUAUCCUUGGCUAAAGCAACCGCGAUACCCCUCAGACCGAUUCGCAAGGCUAGUGAUCCAGCACUCAUGCAGA